AAUUUCACCGACAUUUAGUUUAGUACCGUUUUUGGCUGCAGUCGCACUACGGACAGUUUAUUCUAAUUGUGUGCUACCAUCCCAUACAAAUACAUCCAAGCAUACAAAUAUUAUUGCUAAAGUUAACGAUAUUAACUACACAUAUUAAAUGCUAUUAUACACGGGCCGAGCAAAGCCAUUUUAAAAGCAGUUUAAUACUGGCCUCCAUCUACACACAAAACACAUCAAAAAUAAAAAAAUUCAAUUAUAUCAAUUGAAAUCGUAAUCAAGUCCAAAAUCACACAGCAAAAGGAAAAAUCAAAUAUAAAAAAAAAACUAAAUUAUAUGAUUAUCAACAGCAACGUUUGAAAUCCACAAAUAUAAUAUAAUUAUAAACUAUUUUCUAUGAAAAUCGAGUGUUUCGUUUCCGAAUCGGGAAGAAAAAAGUUAAUAAUUCAAUUAAUGUUAACGCCAAAUAUAAUCCGACAAGAAAAAGCGCAUGCAACAAGUUAAAUUCCAGCCGACAUUUGUAAACCAAGUUAGAUCCGUACACAGAUACACCCUAACAUACACACACACAUAUACACAAAUGAAUGCCCGGUAAACGCAUACAAACGUAAAAAUCACACACACAAAAACACACACACACGUAGACUAUAACAAUGUCAAGUGAAAACAUUCUCUGGAAGCAACAGGUUUCCCCUUAAUAAGUGUUAUAAAGAAGCAACCCAACAGUCAUCACCCAGAACUGUUCGUUUUGAAAGAAAGAAAGAAAAAAAAAACACCACACACAAAAAAUUCAAGAGAGAGGUAUAGAAAGAGAGUCCGAGGUAUAAAGAAGAUAUAAAAAAAAAGAAAGAGCAAAAGAAAGAGUCAGAGUAAAAAUCAUAAAGAAAAUAAUAGUAUAAUACUAUACACUUAAACAAAAAGACAGUUUCUAAGUGGGUUAAACUAGAGAAAAACAAAAACAACAACAACAACAAAUUAGUGUGACUGCAACCGAGUGGAACCGAAUCAAACCAAAACUAACUAACUAAAAUCCCAAACCAACCCCAAAACCGAACCGCAAGAUCAACUAAGAGAGUUCUUUGGAGCGCAGCAACCUCAAAGAACCAUGGAAUUCUACGAUGGCGACCUCAAAGAUAUAUGGGACUCCGACUUAGAUCCGGAAUCCUUGAAAAUUAGCCCCGAUCACGAUAUGCACGACUGGCUGUUCGAUCGGGACGUCAAAGAUCCCACCGUCAUACUCAACGACAAGCUCAUCUCGGAUGCCCUGCUCAAUGGCACACAGCCGAUCAAGACGGAGCACUCCUACAGCCUCAGCAGCGACGUUGACUCCCUGCCCGAUUCACCAAAAAGCCUCCAGGCCAAGAUCGAGGACAUGGACGACGAGUGCUAUCCCGCCAUUUCACCGAAGACGGCGACUAGUGGGCGCGGACUCAUUGACCGCCUUAGUUUCCACGUCCCGCCCACGCAUGCCACGCCCAUUAGCCGGCUGAGCAGCAAUCCCGCCCUAAACACCUCCGUCGCGGAACUGACGCGAUCCAAUGGCCUGCACCAUCAACAGUCACACCAUGGAUCCGGUUCAAGCCACGUGGUUGUGGCCAAUUUGGAGCACUUUCAACUACCUCAACACCUGUACGACAACGACUGCAGCUCGUCGGUGUCAUCGUUGCGGGAAGGCAGCAUGUCCCCGGACAUUUGCUCUGACAUCGAGAUCGACGAGUCGGCCAUCAAAGAUGAGCCCAUGUCGCCGGACUCUAGCUGCCCCGCCAGUCCCACAUCCCAAGCGAGCAGCUCACAGCACCAGCUCAGCCUUACUCUGGCCCACCUGCAAUCGGAUUUGUUAUUCGAACCGAAGCACGGUGGCCUUCUGCUGACCUCCAAUAACAAUAGCCUCAUCAAGUCCCAGCAGAGACAACAGCAGAUCCUUGGACAAGACAAUCUGCUGAUGGCCAAAAUGGAGAUCAAGAGCGAGAAACAGAACACGGCCAGCAAUAGCUCGGGCAAAUCGCAUGCCCAUGGCUAUGGAAUACCGCUAACGCCACCAUCCUCCCUGCCCAGCGACGAUUCCGAAGGUAACUUGACACCGGAACACUUGUUUUCGCCCCUGUCGCCCAACGCUUCCGUUUCUAUCUCCGUGGCCAAUCCAGCCGGUGGCGAGUCAUCCGUACGGGUUAGUCGCGCUUCUGCCGGCAUCACGCGCUCGUCAUCCGGAUCAGCAUCUGGCUCCGGUUCCAGUUCCAGCACAACAGCCGCUACCACGACACGGCAACCGAUCCAUACGCCGUUGAUUAGCUCGCAGCCGAAGGGAUCCACUGGAACGCUGCUGCUGACGGAGGAAGAGAAACGCACUUUGCUGGCCGAAGGCUAUCCGAUACCGCAGAAGCUUCCCCUAACCAAAGCCGAAGAGAAAUCGCUCAAGAAGAUUCGACGCAAAAUCAAGAAUAAAAUCUCUGCUCAGGAAAGCCGCCGCAAGAAGAAAGAGUACAUGGACCAGCUGGAGAGGCGUGUCGAGAUUCUGGUCACAGAGAACCAUGACUACAAGAAACGCCUCGAGGGUCUGGAGGAGUCCAAUGCCAAUCUACUUAGUCAGCUGCACAAACUGCAGGCCGUAGUUAGCAAGCACAAUGUGAAAAAGUCCUAAAGUUUCUGAUUACAAAAAUCCCCGCAAAUGCUGCAGGGGAUUUCCCGUAAUCGGUACUUGUUUCUUGUUUGCCCGCCUUCCCGAGUUAUAUUUGUAGAUCUAUAUAUCUAUAUAAUGUGUGUAUGUCUUCAGUUUUUUGUUUCGAUUGAAUAAGUCUGGGAGUUUUAUUUUCAAGAAUUUAUUUCGAUGAGGAAAUUUUGAUGAAUUUUUUUAUUCGGCUUUUGUUUAGCACAAAGCGUUAAACAUUCCCCUCCCCCCAAACUCCUUCUGCACCCCCACAAUAUAUAUAUAUAUAUAUAUAUAUAUAAUGAUAUAUAUAAAACUAUUCCACAAGGCACACAGAUGCCUUGAUGCCCAUAACUAAUACCGUAUAAUUUAAUGUGUAUGUAAUCCUAGCUACUUGUAGGACCUAUAUUAUAUAGCUAUAUGUAUAUUAGUCAUGCAUUCCUGUUAUAUAAACUUGAUCUAGAGCUUAGGCCUUAUGACCAGCUGCAGCAACGACCACAAUUACAAUUACAAUUACAAAAUCGAGAAGCUCAAAAAAACAGAAGCCAAUCCAGAAAGCCUCUACAGAGAAGCUAUAUAUAUAUAUAUAUUGUAAUGAAACGAAAUCAACAGACCAAAAACAAAAACAUAAAAAAACAGCAAAGUUAUGAAAAGUUUAACAACAACACCACAACAACAACCAACAAAAAAAAAACGAAAAUUUUAAAAUAAAAUGAAGUUCGCACUCUAAUCAAAUAUCAAAUCCAGAUCGGAAAUGAUCUAAGAGCAGCGACAUGUACAUUAUGUUUUAAUAAUGAUUGAAUGAAUAACCGAAAGACUCCCGGAGCCCAAUCUCUGUGCUGUCUUUGGCAUGACUCUUGUUCCUUUAAACGAUAUUUCUCAAGCAAAACAAAAAAAAAAUCAAAACGAAAACGAAAGCUGACGACUAUAUAUAUAUAUAUAUAUAUAUAUAUAUUAAAAAAAAUACCUAAACAAUUCCAUAAUUUAGCUAUAUGUAGAAAGAAGGAUUAUGUAACGAACUAUGUCUAUACAUACAGCAUUUAAGUUUCUCUUCAUCAUCUGUUUUUGCCAGCAGCUGAAAAGUUUUGGAGUUUCAAUUUAUGAAAAAUAUAUACGAAUACGAAUUUAUCAAAUGGAUAUAUCAUAGAUCCAUAUAGAACAUUUCGGUUCCGUUCUCCAACUAUCGCGUUGCCUGGGCGAUUUAAACAAUUUCCGAGCCAAUUUAAAAAAAAAAAAUUAAUUAUUGUUUGUUAAGUUUUAUAUUAUAAGACGGCGCUGAGAGAGAGAGAGAGAGAGAGAGAGAGAGAGAGAGAGCAUACACCCAAUUCAAAAACAUAUUUUGCAGCAAAUAUUUUUUGUUUUUUAUGUUUACAAAUUUGAGUUUUACGUUUUAGUGCAAUUUUUUGGCAUAAAUAUUUAUACGAAACUUAUAUAUUUUUUGUAUUCUUUCCGCAGCGUUCUGAAUGAGUCAUUCUAGUUUAAAUUAGUUGAAUUUUAUAAAAACACAAAAGAAGAUAAACAAAAUUACUUAAAGAAAAUGUUAAGCUUAAACCCGGAUAUUAUUUCUUAUCAAAACGAUAAAAUCUAUAUAAAAUAAUUUAGCUAUUUUUAUGUAUGUCUGUUCAUCUGUGUAUAAAUCAAUCGGACGAAGUUGUGCAAUUGUUAGUAAAAUUUUAAAUGAAAGAUAUUUAGUAAAAAUACGAAAAUUAUAAAUCGAAGUUGAGAAACAAAACGCUCGUGCAAUGACAAACAAUUUUUAUUCAAAUGCGUUAAAAACAUAGAAAUUGAAAACAACAACAACAACAUGAAAAAAAAAAUACAUUAUGAUAUAUUUAUAUAUUAAAAUAUGAAUAAUGUACGACGAUAUACUAUUUUUUGGCUAUAGCAUUUUUAACGCAUAUAUUGUAUGUUUAACGUUGAAAAGGAAAAAAAAAAAACAUGAAAAUAAAUCAAAAAAAAUUGUAAAAUUUUUACGAUUGGUUGCUGUAAUUUGGCAAAAGUAAAAGUGCAAUUCCAAAUAAAAUUCAAACAACCAUAACAACA
Messenger RNA from Drosophila eugracilis, 4675 nucleotides. RefSeq names its product cyclic AMP response element-binding protein A (gene CrebA). The coding region runs from base 1094 to 2626 and encodes 510 amino acids. The record is from RefSeq and is a predicted model, not a curated record. Gene Ontology annotation, biological process: regulation of transcription by RNA polymerase II. The transcript is spliced from 6 exons. Lineage: Eukaryota; Metazoa; Arthropoda; Insecta; Diptera; Drosophilidae. Gene Ontology annotation, molecular function: cAMP response element binding; DNA-binding transcription factor activity, RNA polymerase II-specific.